UUUUGCUUGCCUGUUCUUCAAAUUUUUUUGUUGGCUUUCUCAUUUUUCCUUUUUUUUUUGUUAUAUUUCUGGAUAAGUUAUGCUUAUUUUGAGUUUGAAGAUCGAUGCUUAAGGAUUUGAAAUUUUGAGCUAGGGGGUUUAUUGGAUUUAGGGUUUUGGGAUAGGAAUUAGGAACUUAAUUAAUCCGGGUUUAUUGGGUAUAGGGUUUUUGGGCAGUGAAUUCAGAACGUAAUGAAUCACAGUUCUAUUCGUUUCCAGAAUUGUACUUAUCUGUAUCCAACAUUUCCUCACUUUCAUUUGAGGCUCAGAAUUAAGAUUAAAAGCUUCAUCGAGUAAAGGCCCUUCGACCGAACUCCGCUUCAUAUUGUGUUUGUGCUUUGUAGGUUGUAGGAAAACUGAACUUUUUAAGUUCAUAUUGAAGCAGAAAGACAAAGGGAGCAGUGAAAAUGUCGAAAAAAGGUUUGAUGGAGCAAGACUUAAGUAAACUGGAUGUAACUAAGUUGCAUCCACUGUCUCCUGAAGUCAUAUCUCGCCAGGCUACUAUAAAUAUUGGCACCAUAGGGCAUGUCGCACAUGGGAAGUCAACAGUUGUGAAAGCAAUAUCUGGGGUUCAGACUGUUCGUUUCAAGAAUGAGUUGGAGAGAAAUAUUACUAUCAAGCUUGGAUAUGCAAAUGCAAAGAUAUACAAAUGUGAAGAUGAGCGAUGCCCUCGUCCUAUGUGCUACAAGGCAUAUGGAAGUGGAAAGGAGGAUAGUCCUCUUUGUGAUGUGCCCGGCUUUGAAAACUGUAGGAUGAAGUUGCUGAGACAUGUAUCUUUUGUAGAUUGCCCAGGUCAUGAUAUUCUCAUGGCUACUAUGCUUAAUGGAGCAGCAAUCAUGGAUGGUGCAUUACUUCUUAUAGCUGCCAAUGAAAGCUGUCCGCAACCUCAAACUUCUGAGCAUCUGGCUGCUGUUGAAAUUAUGCGACUCCAGCAUAUUAUAAUUCUUCAAAACAAGGUUGAUCUUAUUCAAGAGAAUGUAGCCAUCAAUCAGCAUGAAGCAAUUCAGAAAUUUAUUCAGGGUACAGUUGCUGAUGGUGCACCAGUGGUGCCAAUCUCUGCACAACUAAAAUAUAAUAUUGAUGUUGUGUGCGAGUACAUUGUGAAGAAGAUCCCUAUUCCUGAGAGAAACUUUGUCUCACCCCCUAACAUGAUUGUAAUCCGAUCAUUUGAUGUCAAUAAGCCGGGGUUUGAGGUUGAUGAGAUUAAAGGUGGUGUUGCUGGUGGAAGUAUACUCAGGGGUGUUUUGAAGGUGAACCAAUUUAUUGAAGUUCGUCCUGGGAUUGUUGUCAAGGAUGAAAGCGGAAACAUCAAAUGCACACCCAUAUAUUCGAGAAUAGUCUCAUUGUAUGCUGAACAAAAUGAGCUACAAUAUGCUGUUCCGGGAGGUCUAAUUGGUGUUGGAACAACUAUGGACCCGACUUUAACUCGUGCAGAUAGGUUGGUGGGUCAAGUUCUUGGAGAGGUCGGGUCACUCCCAGAAGUUUAUGUUGAGCUCGAGGUAAAUUUCUUCCUUCUCCGAAGGCUUCUUGGUGUUAGGACAAAGGGCUCGGAGAGGCAAGGAAAAGUGUCAAAGUUGGCCAAGGGAGAGAUCCUAAUGUUGAAUAUUGGGUCUAUGUCGACCGGUGCUCGAGUCAUAGCUGUAAAGAAUGAUUUGGCAAAGCUGCAACUCACAUCCCCUGUAUGCACCAGCAAGGGAGAGAAAAUUGCACUUAGUCGGCGUGUUGAGAAGCAUUGGCGUCUAAUUGGAUGGGGCCAAAUCCAAGCUGGAACAACCCUUGAAGUCCCACCCUGCCCUCUGUAAUAACCGAUAAACAGGUAAACAGAAAGUAAAAACAUCGAUAAGAAAAAAAAAGCCGGAAGAGUCUAUUUUUGUUUUUUUGUUGAAAAUGUGGGAAGGUAGACAAUAUCUUGGUACUAUUUUUGUGAGGUGGAGAAGAAAACAUUGUUUGAUAGAAACUUCAUUGUUCCUUGCAUUACAUUGAGUCUCCUAAACUAUGCUGAAAACAUGGAACAUUUUCUAGGAUAUUUGAUACUGUAUUCUUUGUCUUUGGGUAAAAA
Messenger RNA from Gossypium raimondii (Peruvian cotton), 2098 nucleotides. RefSeq names its product eukaryotic translation initiation factor 2 subunit gamma. The transcript is spliced from 9 exons. The record is from RefSeq and is a predicted model, not a curated record. Gene Ontology annotation, biological process: positive regulation of translational fidelity; formation of translation preinitiation complex. Gene Ontology annotation, molecular function: tRNA binding; GTPase activity; translation initiation factor activity. Gene Ontology annotation, cellular component: cytosol; eukaryotic translation initiation factor 2 complex. NCBI's taxonomy places the organism in Eukaryota, Viridiplantae, Streptophyta, Magnoliopsida, Malvales, Malvaceae. The coding region runs from base 447 to 1841 and encodes 464 amino acids.